AUGGUCAAAGUUUUACUUGCUCUUACAUCUGAAGAUCCCGUUUUUUAUCCUGAUGGUAAGAAAACCGGGGUUUUUACUAUCGAAGCGUUACAUCCAUUUGAAGAGUUCAAAAAGAAAGGCUACGAGGUUCAAUUUGCUUCUGAAACUGGCUCUUUCGGUUAUGACGAUUACGGAAUAAGCCCUGAUUUUUUGAAUGGGGAAAAUAGAAAGAUAUUUGAAGAUCCUAAUUCUGAUUACAACCAGGCAUUGAAGAAGACUAAAAAGGCUUCCGAUCUCGAUCCAAAUGAUUAUGAUAUUUUUUUUGCAAGUGCUGGCCAUGGUACUUUAUUUGAUUAUCCAAAGUCAAAAAGCUUACAAUUAAUCGCCUCGACUGUUUAUGAUAAAGGUGGGAUUGUUGCUGCAGUGUGUCACGGACCAAUUAUUUUUGACAAUAUGAAAAACUUGAAAACAGGUGAACCAUUGAUCAAAGGCAAGAAAAUCACCGGGUUUACCGAUAUUGGUGAAGAAAUCUUGGGGUGUUGCAGAUAUAAAUGA
Messenger RNA from Candida tropicalis MYA-3404, 534 nucleotides. RefSeq lists its product as uncharacterized. NCBI's taxonomy places the organism in Eukaryota, Fungi, Ascomycota, Pichiomycetes, Serinales, Debaryomycetaceae. Bases 1 to 534 code for a protein of 177 amino acids. The transcript has a single exon. The record is from RefSeq and is a predicted model, not a curated record. Gene Ontology annotation, molecular function: glyoxalase III activity.